Messenger RNA from Zalophus californianus (California sea lion), 2162 nucleotides. It is a transcript of the gene CENPH, whose product is annotated as centromere protein H. Gene Ontology annotation, biological process: chromosome segregation; kinetochore assembly; mitotic spindle organization. The transcript has 9 exons. Gene Ontology annotation, molecular function: kinetochore binding. Lineage: Eukaryota; Metazoa; Chordata; Mammalia; Carnivora; Otariidae. Bases 125 to 868 code for a protein of 247 amino acids. Gene Ontology annotation, cellular component: nucleus; kinetochore. The record is from RefSeq and is a predicted model, not a curated record.
GGAAGGGGCGGGACGGAGAGCGGUGGUUCUCCGGCCUUUUCCGGGCGUCAAUUUAGUGGCGGGAAAAUCGGGUCCUGAGGCUGCCUCUUUCCGUCCCAGGCGAUUCCUCUUCGCGCCAGUCAGAAUGGAGAAGCAACCCGGAGAGCAAGCGGCCGCCGAGCCCGCGGACUCCGGAGCGGGAGGCGGGGAAGGCGGGUCACCACAGGUCGCCGGCGCCCAGACGGCGCGUCCCGAGGACCGCUUGACCCUGCUGCUCAGGCUAAGAGCACAGACAAAACAACAACUCUUGGAAUAUAAAUCAGUAGUUGAUGCAAAUGAAGAAAAAACUCCAGAACAAAUCAUGCAAGAUAAGCAAAUUGAAGCUAAAAUUGAAGACCUGGAAAAUGAAAUUGAAGAUGUGAAAAUUGCUUUUGAAAUAAAAAAGCUUGCAUUAGACAGGAUGCAACUUUCGGCUGCACUUAAAAAAAACCUGGAGAAAAUUAACCCCAAGACUAGUGUGCUCAUGGAUAACAUGAAACAUGUAUUAAAGCUAAACAAAUUAAUAAUGAAAUCACACCAGGAAUCUUGGGAUUUGGAGGAAAAACUACUUGAUGUUAGGAAGAAGAGAUUACAAUUAAAACAAGCUUCAGAAAGUAAGCUUUUAGAAAUACAGACUGAAAAGAACAAACAGAAAAAUGAUUUGGCCAAUAUGGAAAAUUCAGACAAGAUAAAGACCAUACAACAAAACCUGCAGAUGGAGAUACAAAUUACGACAGUUAUUCAACAUGUGUUUCAGAAUCUCAUUUUAGGAAGUAAAGCCAAUUGGGCAGAGGAUUCUGCCUUUAAGGAAACCGUUCUACAGCUUGAGAAGAAUCUCACCAUGAUCUAAUAAGAAUUCUGUUUUAUUUUUUGUUUCAGUCUUUAAUAUGUCAUUUAAAUAGCAAAUUUAAAGUAAAAUUUUUAGUGUUUUUGGAACUAAUAUUGCAAAGUUUUUGUAGCUUAACACUAUAACAUGGAAUUUGUUCUUUCAACUAUGUUAAUUAAAGUGACUGGCAUUCUCUAAAACAAUCUGACAGUCUUAGCCUUGCAAGGGCCCCGAAAGACAUCUAAUCUGGCUUUCCAUUGAAUGUGGACAUUUUUUCUGCAACAUUUCUGGCAGUCCCAACUCUUACUUGGAAUACUUCUUUUUUUCUUUUUCUUUUCUUUUCUCAUUUCUCUUUCCUCUCCCUCCCUCCCUCUCUUUCUUUCUUUCUUGUUUCAAGUUUUUAUUUAAAUUCCAGUUAGUUAACAUACAGUGUUUCAGUAGAAUUUAGUGAUUCAUCACUUACAUAUGACACCCCAGUGCUAAUCACAACAAGUGUCCUCAAUACCCUUCACCCAUUUAACCCAUCCCUCCACCCCCCAUUAUUUGGAAUACUUUUGUGCAUUUGUCAGUCAACUAAAAUAUUACAAAAAUUAGAAAAGGGUAUCGACAUCUUGAUGUUUUUUUCAACUAUCAGUUGUAUUUUAUUGAAAUAAAUCUCAUUUUAGUUUUAUCUCAACACAUUUUUUGCCUCUUUUUUUUUAAUACAGAGAUAUAAUUGACAUAGCAUUGUGUAAGUUGAAGGUAUACAAUGGGUUGAUUUGACCACCAUGGCAUUAGCUCACAUCUCUAUCAUGUCACAUAAUUAUUUCUUUUUUGUGGUGAGAACAUUUAAGAUCAUAGUAACUUGGAAGUAUAUAAUACUGUUAACUAUAAUCACAAUGCUGUGCAUUCAAUCUCCAAAAACUUACUCAUCUUCUAACUGCAUUUUUGUACUCCGUGACCAACAUCUCCCGAAGUCCCCCACACCCCAUCCGCAUCUUUGUUUAUUUUCCCAUCCAUCCACAUCUUUAAACAGAAACCCAAAUAAAGCACCUCAACCUUGAAAAACAAAAAAGAUAAACACUUCCAAAAUGUUAAGACUUGUGGUUAUUAUAGAGUAAUUGUGACUUCUUUAUUUUGUACUUCUAUAUCACAUAUUACUUUUAUAAGUUAAAAAGUAAAAAGAGUAGGUGUUACUCUUUCUUAUUAAUAACUUGACCUUGCUGGGGUGCCGGUCUGGCUCAGUCGGUAGAGCAUGUGACUCUUGAUCUCAGGGUCGUGAGUUCAAGCCCCACGUUGGGUAUACAUAUUACUAAAAAUAUAUAAACUUAAAAAAAAA